This is a messenger RNA of Olea europaea var. sylvestris, 866 nucleotides long. RefSeq names its product probable L-type lectin-domain containing receptor kinase II.1. Gene Ontology annotation, molecular function: ATP binding; protein kinase activity. The record is from RefSeq and is a predicted model, not a curated record. The coding region runs from base 21 to 866 and encodes 281 amino acids. The transcript has 4 exons. Lineage: Eukaryota; Viridiplantae; Streptophyta; Magnoliopsida; Lamiales; Oleaceae. Gene Ontology annotation, biological process: protein phosphorylation.
UCUUCUUGUUUCAGCUUUCAAUGUUUGAGAAGUCUGUUUCCAAAAUGAGACUAAAUGAUCUCAUGAAGGCUACCAAUGACUUCAGCAAAGAGAAUAUAAUUGGGUCAGGAAGAACAGGGACAAUGUACAAAGCAGUACUUGAAGAUGGCACGUCUCUUAUGGUGAAGAGAUUGCAGGAUACUCAACAAUCAGAGAAAGAAUUUGUGUCUGAGAUGGCCACUCUAAGAAAUUUAAAGCAUCGGAAUUUGGUUCCGCUUCUCGGCUAUUGCAUGAGUAAGAAAGAAAGACUCUUAGUCUAUAAGCACAUGACAAACGGUACCCUCUAUGAUAAGCUACAUGUUUUGAAUGAUGGCGAGAAACCUUUAGAUUGGAAUUUGGUUCUUUCUGACAAGAACUGGGGGAAAGGGGCUAAUCUGAUGGCUAAUAUUUAUAUACAGUUGCAACAGCUUUUAGUUGAACCAAACAGGUGGCAGAUUGUGCUCUCUGCACUGAUUAAGAUACAAAUCAAUACUACAACCACAUUCCAAAAUCAAGUUGACCCAAGGAAACAGAAAAGAGAGGUUUACAAUGAGGUACUCACUGGUUUAAGAAUAUCAACUUCUACAAAGCUUGCAUCAUGCCAGCAAAAGCAUAAGCUGUUGAAAAAGCUAAUUCAAAUGCUCGGUGCAUUAGAAAUCCUCCAAAGAUCCGACCAUGAAUGUUCCUUUGCUGUGGCUGACAAAUUAAAGAGUUCUCAAGUCGAUUCUUUCCUUGUUUUGUUGUCGCGAGCCACAAAAAUGAAGUUGGCCAUCAGAACAACUGAUUCUGAACCGUCAGUUAUCUCUGCGGAGGAAACUCUUUCUUUGUUAAUGCGUGAACGAAAAUAA